AUGAUUCAACCAGCGGAGGUUCCUUGUUUCUUGACCUCCCAUCAACCUUCGACAAUUACAAUGGCGACCACAGUGAACCCCAAAGCCUUUCCUCUUGCCGAUGCGCAACUCACAAACAAGAUUCUCGAUCUUGUCCAGCAAGCAUCCCACUACAAGCAGCUGAAAAAGGGUGCCAACGAAGCCACAAAAACACUCAACCGUGGUAUCUCCGAGUUCAUUGUCAUGACGGCUGACACUGAACCCCUCGAAAUUCUUCUCCACCUCCCCUUGCUCUGUGAAGAUAAGAACGUCCCAUACGUCUUCGUUCCAUCCAAAACCGCUCUUGGCCGUGCAUGUGGUGUUUCUCGACCAGUCGUUUCCUGCUCGGUCACUACAAACGAGGGAUCUGAGCUUAAACCUCAGAUCCAGGCGAUUAAGAACGAAAUUGAGCGUCUCUUGAUCUAAUGUCUCGUUGCGUAUUUAACGUCCUAUUGCAUAGUUACAUAGACACAUCAUAUUGCCCUUUGCCAUGAUGGUGUCAUCCGGGAAAUGCUCGUGGUUGCCGGGCAGCUUUUAGUCUUGGAUAGCAUCCUGAGCGUUAAUGUACGUAGUUUCUAGCAAUCAUCUUCUCUCAUGAUCCUUAGGUGAAGAGGUUGUAUUUACAAUAAAGGAAAGACUGAAGCGAAAUGUUUCCAAUAA
Spizellomyces punctatus DAOM BR117 is the source of this 678-nucleotide messenger RNA. RefSeq names its product ribonucleoprotein-associated protein. The record is from RefSeq and is a predicted model, not a curated record. The transcript has 3 exons. Bases 1 to 444 code for a protein of 147 amino acids. Gene Ontology annotation, cellular component: precatalytic spliceosome; small-subunit processome; box C/D methylation guide snoRNP complex. Gene Ontology annotation, biological process: maturation of SSU-rRNA; ribosome biogenesis; mRNA splicing, via spliceosome. Gene Ontology annotation, molecular function: RNA binding. Lineage: Eukaryota; Fungi; Chytridiomycota; Chytridiomycetes; Spizellomycetales; Spizellomycetaceae.